Dendrobium catenatum is the source of this 3065-nucleotide messenger RNA. Its product is annotated as alpha,alpha-trehalose-phosphate synthase [UDP-forming] 5. The transcript is spliced from 4 exons. The record is from RefSeq and is a predicted model, not a curated record. Lineage: Eukaryota; Viridiplantae; Streptophyta; Magnoliopsida; Asparagales; Orchidaceae. Gene Ontology annotation, molecular function: catalytic activity. Gene Ontology annotation, biological process: trehalose biosynthetic process. Gene Ontology annotation, cellular component: cytosol. Bases 117 to 2831 code for a protein of 904 amino acids.
UCUUCCUGCGAUUUUUGAACUUUGCGGUGUUUGGUUAGUGUUUGCAAUAUGGGGUGAUAGGUGUAUCUUGUCGUGGAUCUACUUAAUCCCUUGCUUCUUGUUUCUAUCUACGCUUUAUGGAGAAAAGAUUGCUCAUUUCUUCAGUUCUAUUAAGUAUUUUCAGCUAUUAUGGCGAUCAGUUUUUCCCAGUUUUGUUUUUGCUUGAAAUAGUUCUGGUGCCUCAAGGAUUUUACUGGACUCCCAAAAUGGUUUCAAGGUCGUAUUCGAAUCUUUUGGAUCUUGUUUCCGGUGAUUCGCUGACUGUUGGCCGAGUUGGCAGAAGGCUACCUAGAGUAAUGACAGUAGCUGGUAUCAUCUCUGAUUUGGAUGAGGAAAACUCAAACAGUGUGGUUUCUGAUGCCCCAUCUUCGGUUUCUCAAGAGCGAGUAAUUGUAGUAGGCAAUCAGCUCCCUCUUCGAGUUCAUCGCAGCCCGGAUAGCAGUGGCUGGAACUUUAGCUGGGACGAGGAUUCUUUGCUACUUCAACUCAAAGAUGGUCUUGGGGAAGAUGUUGAAGUUGUGUAUAUUGGUUGUCUUAGAGAGGAGAUUGAUUCAAAGGACCAAGAUGAUGUUUCACAAACCCUUCUUGAGACCUUCAAGUGCGUCCCCACAUUUCUGCCCCCUGAACUCUUUAGCAGAUUCUAUCAUGGUUUCUGCAAGCAGCAGCUAUGGCCACUGUUUCACUAUAUGCUACCUCUUUCUCCUGACCUUGGUGGUCGCUUUGAUCGCUCACUAUGGCAAGCUUAUGUUUCUGUGAACAAGAUUUUUGCCGAUAAGGUUAUGGAAGUGAUCAACCCUGAAGAAGACUUUGUUUGGGUUCAUGACUAUCAUCUUAUGAUCUUGCCAACAUUCUUGAGAAAAAGGUUUAACCGAGUCAAGCUUGGAUUCUUUCUUCACAGCCCCUUCCCUUCCUCUGAGAUUUAUAGAACUCUUCCUGUUAGAGAUGAACUCCUCAGAGCACUUCUCAACUCUGAUCUGAUUGGAUUUCAUACCUUUGAUUAUGCCAGGCAUUUUCUUUCAUGUUGUACCCGAAUGCUAGGUCUUUCUUAUCAAUCUAAGAGGGGUCAUGUUGGGAUCGAGUAUUAUGGUCGCACAGUUAGCAUUAAAAUACUUCCUGUUGGGGUUCACCUGAGGCAGCUUCAAUCUAUACUAGAUCUUCCAGAGACUGAAGCUAAAGUUGCUGAACUGCUCAACCAGUUUAAGGGCCGGACUGUGUUACUUGGAGUUGAUGAUAUGGACAUAUUUAAAGGGAUCAGCUUGAAGCUUCUGGCAAUGGAACAGUUUCUUGUGCAGCAUCCGGAGUGGGGUGGAAAGGUUGUUUUGGUGCAGAUUGCAAACCCAGCCAGAGGCCGAGGACGAGAUGUUCAGGAGGUGCAAACAGAGACAUAUUUAACAGCUAAGAGAAUUAAUGACACAUUUGGAAGGCCAGGCUAUGAACCUGUCGUUCUCAUCGAUAGCUCGCUCCAGCUCUAUGAGAGAAUUGCUUAUUAUGUUGUAGCUGAGUGCUGUCUUGUUACUGCAGUAAGGGAUGGCAUGAAUCUCAUCCCUUAUGAAUAUGUUAUUUGUAGACAAGGAAAUGAGAGAUUGGAUAAACUGUUGCAGCUCGAUGCAUCAGAGCCCAAAAGGAGUAUGUUAGUUGUCUCGGAGUUCAUUGGGUGUUCGCCAUCACUUAGCGGAGCUAUUCGUGUCAACCCUUGGAAUGUAGAUUCGGUGGCCGAAGCCAUGGAUACCGCAUUGGCAAUGAGUUAUAAUGAGAAACAGCUUCGCCACGAGAAACAUUAUCGAUAUGUGAGUACUCAUGAUGUUGGUUAUUGGGCUAAUAGCUUCUUGCAGGACUUGGGGCGGACGUGCCGGGACCAUGGUAGGAGGAGGUGCUGGGGAAUUGGCUUUGGUUUGGGCUUCAGGGUCAUUGCACUUGACCCCAAUUUCAGAAAACUCUCUGUUGAGCACAUUGUUUCAGCAUACAAAAGAACCAAAAACCGAGCUAUCCUUUUAGAUUAUGAUGGAACCAUGAUGCCUCAAACAUCUAUCAACAAGAAGCCUACUCCUGAAGUUAUAAGCAUCCUCAAUAGCUUGUGUAGGGAUCCGGACAACUUGGUAUUUCUUGUUAGUGGUAAGGACAAGGAUACUCUCAGUGAAUGGUUUUCACCUUGCAGCAAACUUGCACUUGGGGCUGAACAUGGCUUCUUUAUGAGGCAAAAUCAAGAGUUGGAAUGGGAGACUCGUGUACCCGUGCCAGAUUUUGACUGGAAGCAGAUUGCUGAACCUGUCAUGCAAUUAUACACUGAAACAACUGAUGGAUCGAGCAUAGAAGCUAAAGAAAGCGCCCUUGUUUGGCACUAUCAAUAUGCAGAUCCUGAUUUUGGAUCCUGCCAGGCCAAAGAACUUCUGGACCACCUGGAAAGUGUUCUAUCAAAUGAGCCUGUUUCUGUGAAGAGCGGGCAACACUUUGUAGAAGUUAAACCACAGGGUGUCACAAAAGGCUUAGUUGCCGAGUGCCUUCUAUCGAUGAUGCAAGAAAAGACCAAGCUUCCAGAUUUUGUUGUUUGCAUCGGCGACGAUAGAUCGGAUGACGAUAUGUUCGAGGUCAUCAAUAGUGCGAGGGCUGGUUCCGCCUUGUCUCCGGUCGCCGAAGUGUUCGCUUGCACCGUCGGGCAAAAGCCCAGCAAAGCCAAGUAUUAUCUGGAGGAUACAACAGAGAUUGUGAGAAUGUUGCAGGGCCUUGCAAUGGCCUCUGAUCAAAUGUCACUUGUUUCAGCUUCUCAGACUCUCAGUAUUUUCUAUGGCAACUAAUGGUGUUACUGUUACGUGCUUCCUUAUGGGUCUCUUUCUUGAUGGUAUUGGUUUCUGAUCAUUUGUGAUGGGUUUCUUUGGUGUAUAUAUAUCUGAUAAAAGGUAAUAUAUUUAAGUGAUCUUACAUUUCAGCUAGUGAUAUUUUGUAAUUGGGUUUUGCUGUUGUGAAUUGUGAUGCUAGACUGCUUAGUUUUCUCUAUUUUAAUUGCUUGGGAAUGCCCUGUGUUGUUGUUC